AUGCACGGCCGCUGUGGCAGCUUCAUCCGAAGCUCGGCCCGCGGCUUCUGCAGCCAAGUGCCGGGUGUACCUGGCCUUGGCCAUACACCGAAGACUCGCAAAGGCGCCCUGGACUUAUACGGCCGCUGGGCAGCCAGCUAUGACGACACCGUCCGAUGCUGGGACUACCGUUCCCCGGCCCGGGUUGCUUCGUUGCUGAAGAGCUUCCAGAGCGUUGGGGCUGCGCGGCCGCUGCCCGUGCUCGAUGCCGGCUGUGGCACUGGCUUGAGUGGGGAGGCCCUGGCCGCUGCCGGUUUCAGCUCGCUGGUGGGUGUCGACGUCAGCAAGGAGAUGUUGCGGAUCUGUGAAGGGAAGCGCCUCUACAGCUCCGUUGCCUGCUGGGAUCUAGAGGGCUCCCAAGGGCCUCUGCCUUUUCCCGACAAGUGCUUCUCUGCUGUGGUGUGUGUUGGGGUCCUCUCUUACAUCCAGUGCUUCGACGUAGUCUAUCGGGAAUGGUGCAGGGUGGUCGCACCCGGUGGGCACGUGAUCUUCACGCACCGUGACACUCUUUGGGAUGCCGACGUGCACUCGUGCCGAUCUUCCGCUCGGGCGUUCGAGUCCCCAGGCCUUGGGCUUGCUGGUUGGCGCAGGAUCUACUGCUCGGAGGCCGAGGCUUACAUGCCAGAUACGCCUGAAGAUCGGGAGAAUGUGAAGAUGGUACGAUAUCUGGUGUUCCAGGCCGCCUGA
Symbiodinium natans is the source of this 726-nucleotide messenger RNA. NCBI's taxonomy places the organism in Eukaryota, Dinophyceae, Suessiales, Symbiodiniaceae. The record is from the annotation of a GenBank genome assembly.